Messenger RNA from Clonostachys solani, 603 nucleotides. NCBI's taxonomy places the organism in Eukaryota, Fungi, Ascomycota, Sordariomycetes, Hypocreales, Bionectriaceae. The record is from the annotation of a GenBank genome assembly.
AUGGGUGGCCGAGAUCAAGAGAGAAUCUACACCGGAGCUGACACUUAUGUGAAGACGUGCAAAUAUUUAAUCCUGCGACAUGCUGAGUACCCAGUCACUGAACUACUUGAGUACGACAUCGUCAUCUGCACUGCCGAUUUUGUGACGAAGCAAUACACAGACUGUUUACCCUAUCUUCAUCGCCAGGCAGCAGAUCGAGCCAUGGUCGCGAGUGGAAAAGAGAUACCGGCUGAAGUCCUUCCGCACAAUCACCUUCGAGUUUAUAUGCCACUUCAUUCACGCCUGUAUGAUCCCGGGCAACUGGACGAGAAUAUUGCAGUCCUCAUACUGGACGACAGCCAUCGUAUCGCAAAUACCAACUCGGAUUUAUAUCAAGCCAUCCAGCAAUUACGUUACCAUCACGCGCUUUUGUUCACAGCUAAUCCUAAGCGCGGCAGAUGGCUUGAUUUCCCGAGGCAGAUGGGACUUCUCCCCGGUGGCGGUCCAUUUCUCGGUGAAGAGCAUAUGAAGCUUGUUCUUGGCUCUUACGGGAAUUCGAUCAAAGGUGUAAAUAGGGAUCAGAAGAAGCUUUUUGAGAUGCUUGCAUCGGCUCUAAUAGUCUAG